This is a messenger RNA of Pseudocercospora fijiensis CIRAD86, 1014 nucleotides long. RefSeq lists its product as uncharacterized. Lineage: Eukaryota; Fungi; Ascomycota; Dothideomycetes; Mycosphaerellales; Mycosphaerellaceae. Gene Ontology annotation, cellular component: peroxisomal matrix. The record is from RefSeq and is a predicted model, not a curated record. The transcript has a single exon. Gene Ontology annotation, biological process: fatty acid beta-oxidation. Bases 132 to 962 code for a protein of 276 amino acids.
AGCAUGGCCCGAGGGCUUCUCCAUUGUUGUCAGCAUCCUCGACUCGUGCCUUGAUAGUGACGGAGACCAAGCUACAUGUUCAUCAUCUCUUGACUGCUCAAACCAAUCAGGAAUACACCAAACUCACAGCCAUGAACCAACCACCGAAACGCAUCGACGAGAUACAAUGCGAGAUCAAGGGACGAGUAGCGAUUGUAAGAAUCAACCAACCAAAGAAGCUCGGAGCUCUCUCACAGGACUUAUUCUUCAACCUCGCUCAAUGGCUGAGAUACAUCGACGGUCUUAACGAUGUCUUCAUCACCGUGCUCACGGGUACUGGACGAUUCUUCAGCGCGGGUGCCGAUGUUUCGACUGCGGGACGAGACGAAGGUCCCAAGGACGAACAAUACAAGAGACUCCUUCAGACAUUUGCCGUGUACAACAUGAAUCUCACACAAGCCUUCUAUAGCCAUCGUAAGAUCCUCGUAGCCGCGCUCAAUGGACCGGUAGUCGGAAUCGCUGCGGCCGUCGUCUCGCUGGCCGACUUCAUCUACGCUGCGCCUCAUGCGUACCUGCUCUGCCCCUUCACUUCGCUCGGAUUGGUUUCGGAAGGCCUCGCUUGCCGCGCGAUGGUGAACAGACUAGGCCCUGCUCGAGGGGCCGAAGCAUUGCUGAUGUCAAAGAGGAUAUCAUGUGAAGAGCUGGUUCAAUGUGGCUAUGUCAACAAAGUGUUUGAUGUGAAGAAGGAAGAAAGUGACAAAUUCCUCCAGCUGGUGCUGGAAGAAGUGGAUAACAGGUUGGGCGAGCAUUUGGUUCCGGACUCGUUGCUCCGGAUCAAGGCCCUAAUGAAGGCACCCGAGAAGGAUGUUUACGAUUCGUUAGCUGUGAAGGAGAUCUUCUCUGGAAUGGAAGUGUUCAUGAAAGGCGUCCCUCAGGCUGAAUUCAGGAAGAUUGCAAGUGGGCAAAAGAAACAUAAGCUGUAGUCGCAUUUCGAAUACCAGCUCACCUCAGCCUGUCACAUGUGACAAAGGCCAG